GCCGAAGUCAUCCACAGAAUGCUUACCUGUUUGCAAUUGUAGGCGAAGUCUCAUUUCGCUAAGUGAACUUUGGACCACCGGCAUUCCAGUCUUUCUCCUCGCUACAAUGCUAGAAAUCCCCGUGAUCGACCUCAAGUACUAUAAGGCCACCGGCGACAAGACCGAGUGUGAGAAGGCUGCCGAGUCACUGCACAAGUUUGGCGUACUCUGCGUCCGCGAUGAGGUACCAAUGGCAAUUCUAUUUAAAAAAAAAAUUGUGGGAAGCUCUAAACACUCGUAUAGCGAGCAGCAGACAACGACAACAACAAGUUCCUGGACAUGAUGGAGAGAUAUUUCGAGUCGACAGACUUCGAGGAAGACGCGCGUCCGGAGUAUCACUUUCAGGUGGGUGUCACGCCGGAGCGCAAAGAGCGCGCACGGAACCACUGUGCUCGCGCUGAGAAGCUCGACAAGCGUCACGCUCCGGUCUCUCUAUGCCCUCCGGAAGCCGACAAGAAGAGUCGUUUCUUCUGGCGUGUCGGUGAACGUCCUGCGGAUACCAAGUUUGAGGAACUGAAUGCUGAACCGGUGGUUCCCAAGAAGUUUCCGGAAUGGGAAAGUGUCAUGAACAUGUGGGGCGGCAAGAUGCUGGACGCAAUUACAGAUCUCGUGGAAAUCGUUGCUCUUGGACUCGGUCUGGAGAAGGACGCACUAGUGGACCGCAUCAAGUACGGCCCACACUUGUUGGCACCUACGGGCAGCAACUUCAAUGUGUUCAACCAACUGAACGACGUCCUCGCCGCUUACCACUACGACCUUAACUUGCUGACAAUUCAUGGCAAGUCCCGCUUUCCUGGGCUGUACAUUUGGCUGCGAGAUGGUACGCGCACGGCCGUCAAGAUUCCCGAUGGCUGUCUGCUUGUUCAGGCGGGCAAGCAGAUGGAGUACCUGACGGGUGGAUAUGUACAAGCGGGUUUUCAUGAAGUGGUGGUGGCUGAAUCGACUCUCGAUACAAUCGCUCAGCGCAAGAAGGAAGGCAAGAGUCUCUGGCGCGUGUCCUCCACUCUCUUCUCGCACACAGCAUCCGACAAGACGCUGGUGCCUUUGGGGCCUUUUGCAACACCAGACGCGUUAGCAAAAUAUCCUCCGAUUCUUGCAGGCAACCAAGUUUUGGAAGAGCUUUCGCAAAUUGACCUUGGUACUGGCUUCACCCUCCAUCGUGAAUAGGAUGUCCAGACAAGUACGACUUGCAGUGCGUUCGUGAUGGACAGCACGUUGAAUCUUGUUACGUUCAAUGUACGAGGAUACUCCUCCGUUUUUUUGCUUCUCGCUCUCUCGUAUAGCUCCGUAUUUUCACUGUCUGCACAUGAUCGAAAAAUUACCAACCCCGAAUCUCCAUUAACAACGUCAGCCAUCUAUACCCCGCCACGACUGGGAGCAUGUUAUCGUACGGAUCAGCAACUCAAUUUCCUCGGUCGAUUGUAGUCACCACACUAUCAGAACAUACCGGCUAUUCCACCUAUGCUCCACUCGGUGUCGACAACGUGAACGGCAGGAGAAUCAAGCUUUAGUACACAAAAUGGUUUUUUAUUAACCACCUUUUGGACCCUGCAUCGACA
Molecule: messenger RNA, 1598 nt
Organism: Phytophthora nicotianae INRA-310
Lineage: Eukaryota; Oomycota; Peronosporomycetes; Peronosporales; Peronosporaceae
Exons: 3
Coding region: 319-1206 (295 amino acids)
Source: RefSeq, a predicted model, not a curated record